AGUUAUCUUUCGUAUAUUAUACACGGUCGAAAAUGAAAGUAACUUUUUUCAAAGAAUAACAUUUUCUCAAAUUCAUUAUCAGGUUUAUCAACUUAUCUACAUUGUUGUAUAUUAGUUUAAAAUGGACGACGAGGAGAAAUUGCACAUGAUAACUCGAGUUCGCGAGCUGUUCCACGGACGUUUCAACAGGGAGGAAGUAAGACGUCUCCUUGACAACCAUAAAUGGAAUCAAGCCGAAGCCGUGGACUUCGUCCUCAGUAGUGAUCCCAAAAUUGUGACGCAGCUAAUUACCGGGAAGUCAGAGCAAGAUAUCGUUGGUCUGACGGAGAACGAGUUACUGAUCUCGAAUGCUCAGAAAGAUAAGAUUCCUAACAAACGGCGACAGUUUGCCUGCGAGGCGUGUGACAACGUGUGGUGGCCAAGAGUUCCCAAACGAAAACCGGUUUCCAAGUGCAAGAAGUGCCAGCGGAAGUUUGACCCCGUUCCGGAAGACGAGGAAUAUGGCUGGGCGGGGUUUCAUUGUACCUGUGGGAACGAGUUCAGUGGAUUUGGACAAAAACAUGUGACGACCAGUGAAUGCUACAAGUGUCACAACAUGGUGACAGCAUCAUCAGUCCAACCACCGGAAGCUAGGAAAGGAAGAAAAUCCCGGAGCCGCCAUAGCUGUAGCGCUCCGGACUGUACCCACCGCAGUACAGGGCACCAGCCGACGUAUAACGAACGGCAAAACGCUACAUAUAGAGGCAGGGGUGGACCAAACCCGAGGGGUCGCGGAUACUCAAAUGGAUUUGCGGAGUAUAGCGGCCCGAGAUAUUCACGAGGGAAUCACAGAGGAGGCCAAGAAGCGCUAUUGUACGAAAGAGAUGCUUAUGUAACCCAGCAGGAAUUCGGACACCACGCGGAGUACCACGAACACAAUUAUGUAGGAGACCACCAUCCAAGCACAUGCGUCCAUCCCGAGUCACGUGAGGCCGUAGGCAAAAAGCGCGUGAUCGUUCCUAGUCUGCCUCACCGGAGUUCCGGUUCCACGGUAGACAGCUUGAUGUUAGAUGACGACGAGGCCUCCUCAGUGUUGUCCGGGUACCAGCCAAGUGUCGACGCCAUUCCCGAGGAACUGGAUGAUAACGAUGGCGGCGGUGAUUAACUAUUCCCUAGUCUGUUGCUUUUUUAAAUCAGCCAUAUUCCCACAAUGUUAUUAUUUAUCAGUAAUUUAAGUGAAAAUGUGCAAACUGGUGAUUUUGUUUUUACUACCCACCAAAUUGAUCCAUGCUUCCUCUACUGAGCAGUCUUGUAGUAUUAGUGUACAACACUGCUACGAAACGAACACCCCCCCUCUUUUUUCUAUCUAUAAUGAUUUGUAAACACUGACACAGUCUAGGCCUAUACAGUUGUAGAUUCAAAAGGCAGCAGCUAUACUACACAUACUACACUAUCAUAAUGUUUUCCAGCAUAACAUGGCAUGUGACCUUCAUCUGUUGUUGAAUUUUGUAUUGACCUUGACCUUUCAAACAUUAAGUCCUUCAAGCUAAUAACGCGUGGAAAAUUAUCUGAUCGUGUAGCGAUUAUCUGAUUUUGUAGAAAUUAUCUGAUCGUGUAGAGAUUAUCUGAUCGUGUAGAAAUUAUCUGAUCGUGUAGAGAUUACCUGAUCUUGUAGAAAUUAUCUGAUCCUGUAAACUUUAUCUGAUCCUGUAGAAAUUAUUUCAAGAUGUUUAAAUUAUCUCAUGGUGUAGACAUUAUCGCAUGGUUCCGUUAUACCCCCCCCCCCCCCCCCCCCCCCCCCCCAAUACAACCAUCCUAUUCCUUCUGAGUAUAUGUUUGUAGUUUGUUUACGUCAGAUUGAAAUGUCACCGCUUAUUGAGGACAGAAACAGCUUAUAUCUAUCAGUAGCAGAACAUUUUAAUAACAGUACAGGAUAUGUAGAGAGACAAGCCUAUCCCGUUCUGUCUGGGGAAUAGAGACUAGAGAGACGAGUUUAUCAUAUUCUCUUUGGGGAUAGAGAGAUGAGUUUAUCAUAUUCUCUUUGGGGAUAGAGAGACGAGUUUAUCAUAUUCUCUUUGGGGAUAGAGAGAGAGUUUAUCAUAUCCUCUUUGGGGAUAGAGAGACGAGUUUAUCAUAUUCUCUUUGGGGAUAGAGAGACGAGUUUAUCAUAUUCUCUUUGGGGAUAGAGAGACGAGUUUAUCAUAUUCUCUUUGGGGAUAGAGAGACGAGUUUAUCAUAUUCUAUCUUGGGGAUAGAGAGACGAGUUUAUCAUAUUCUCUUUGGGGAUAGAGAGACGAGUUUAUCAUAUUCUCUUUGGGGAUAGAGAGAUGAGUUUAUCAUAUUCUGUUUGGGGAUAGAGAGAUGAGUUUAUCAUAUUGUAUCUUGGGGAUUAUUCCAUUCUCUCUAGGGGAUAUACCGGCUUAUUGUGAGAUAAUCACAUUUCGUGUACUCGUACAGGUAAUACAAUACAUACAUAUAUCAUAGAAAUGUGAAAUAAUGAAAAUGUGAAACCAAUAGAAAUGUGAAACCAAUAGAAAUGUGAAACUAGUAAAAAUUUGAAACAAUAGACAUGUGAAACCAAUAGAAAUGUGAAACCAUAAGACAGUGUAACCAAUAGACAUGUGAAACCAAUAGACAUGUGAAACCAAUAGAAAUGUGAAACCAAGACAUGUGAAACCAAUAGACAUGUGAAACCAAUAGACAUGUGAAACCAAUAGAAAUGUGAAACUAGUAAAAAUGUGAAACAAUAGAAAUGUGAAACCAAUAGAAAUGUGAUUUUAUUGUUAGAUGUGGAUUUUGUUUCUGAUCUCACAAAAGUGAUUAUACACUGCACUGUAUAUCUAUAAUCUCUAUGUAUGAAUUAUAUUUGAUGAGUGUAAGAUUCUGAAUAAAAUUCAGUUCUAAAUAUCA
Ostrea edulis (European flat oyster) is the source of this 2889-nucleotide messenger RNA. RefSeq names its product shiftless antiviral inhibitor of ribosomal frameshifting protein homolog. NCBI's taxonomy places the organism in Eukaryota, Metazoa, Mollusca, Bivalvia, Ostreida, Ostreidae. Gene Ontology annotation, molecular function: ribosome binding; sequence-specific mRNA binding. The transcript is spliced from 8 exons. Bases 122 to 1144 code for a protein of 340 amino acids. The record is from RefSeq and is a predicted model, not a curated record. Gene Ontology annotation, biological process: innate immune response; viral translational frameshifting.